AUGCCUGUCAUUCGAACAGAAACCAAGGCAGCGCCAUUGCAGUACAAGCUUCGACCACGAAAAUCCAAAAGCCUAGCUGUACCCAGCUCUUCCGACAGCGAGGGCCGCGAAGAGGGUACAGCAAGCCCGAGUGCAAGCGACCCUGAAGUGCAAGAAUCAAAGGCCAGCAGCGACGAUGAUGAAGAUUCAGCCGUCAAGCCUGUCCGUCCUUCCAGGCUUGACCCUAUCAUGGCCGGCGCUGCACGUCAUGGCAGUGUACGUGAAGCUGGUGCUCCGGAAUUCUCCAAGAUCUAUUACCAAGUUCACGUCUACGACCAAGAGGGCAAGCAGCAGGAUGUGUCGUUUCAGGCGAGUUUGAGCCGCGGAUUCUUCCGCGCCAGAGGUGAUUGGACGUGCUAUCGACGGAACUACAUCACUGUGUCUGUGCAACUCGUCGACUUACCCCAGCCUUUGCUGUUGUACAAUGGUCAGACAUUGGAGCACUUUGGAUUCAAAUUGUCCGGCUGCACUUGCAGGGACCCGCCUGAGCCUAUUGACCUGAUUCAGCACACUGCAAAGCGAGACAAAGGCCCUCAAGACCAGCCAGAAUUCCGACCUAUUGAAGCGGCCGAGUUUCAAACUCUGUGGGACCGUAUCCAGUUCCGCACGGCUACUGCCAACAAUGGCAAGAAACAAGAGCAGCAACAGUACUUCUCUCUACGCGUUAGUCUGAUGGCCUAUGCUACUGGAAACAAUCUGCCUGGUGCUUGGGUGGAAAUUGCCGCUCGCUACAGUGACCCUUUGGUGGUACGUGGCCGAUCUCCUGGACACUACAACGACCCUCACGAUCGACCAGCCUCAUCUGUGUCUCCUGAACAACCGCAGGCUCGCGUCGUGCGUCCAACGCGAGCAAAACGUCCUCAUCAGCCCAUCGCACCACGUCCUCCACAACCGGCACCCACGUACGCAGGUCCAAUUAUGAUGGACGCAGUGCCAGCUCUUCGGCAGGCCAUUCGACGUGGUGAGCCGUAUCCUGUGCCAAGGCACGUUCAUCUAGUCUAUGCUGGAAAUAUGCGCUUGCCAGCUGAGCAGUAUGUAAGCUCAAGGACUCCACAGGAUCACGGCAGACCUGUGCAUCAAACAAUGACGCUCCCUCUGCCGCCACCACCGCCCAUGCAACUACAACUCCCACCUUUGCGAUUGGAAGGCUCUGGUAGCAACGAAGGUUCACGCUUGCCUACCUAUGAUGAGGUCAUCCAAGGAUCCAAGUCGCCUCGCAGUGGCACUGAGCAUUCGACACCUGUAUCGCUCGUCAGCCUGCCACAUGGACAGGAGACUGCAGAUGCGCCCCUUCUGGGGGACUUGCCUCCAUCGCCGCCAGCUGAUCAUAAAGCAGCGGGGCUCAGUGAAUCACGAUGCACCACUGACACUGGUCAUCCGCUUCUUGCUGGACAUACUAAGCUGAAUGAUGGCAGAGUCAGAAUCGACCAACUCUUGGCAGGCAAACAGUCGCCAGCUCCUGCUACAAUGGACACGAAGAAGAAAGACAAUGGCAAACCCAGUUCAACGUGA
Protomyces lactucae-debilis is the source of this 1551-nucleotide messenger RNA. RefSeq lists its product as uncharacterized. NCBI's taxonomy places the organism in Eukaryota, Fungi, Ascomycota, Taphrinomycetes, Taphrinales, Protomycetaceae. Gene Ontology annotation, biological process: positive regulation of transcription by RNA polymerase II; meiotic cell cycle. Gene Ontology annotation, molecular function: DNA binding; DNA-binding transcription factor activity. The coding region runs from base 1 to 1551 and encodes 516 amino acids. The transcript is spliced from 2 exons. Gene Ontology annotation, cellular component: nuclear chromosome. The record is from RefSeq and is a predicted model, not a curated record.